Molecule: messenger RNA, 2912 nt
Organism: Aethina tumida (small hive beetle)
Lineage: Eukaryota; Metazoa; Arthropoda; Insecta; Coleoptera; Nitidulidae
Product: odorant receptor 42a-like
Exons: 13
Coding region: 1172-2341 (389 amino acids)
Biological process (GO): detection of chemical stimulus involved in sensory perception of smell; sensory perception of smell
Cellular component (GO): plasma membrane
Molecular function (GO): olfactory receptor activity; protein binding; odorant binding
Source: RefSeq, a predicted model, not a curated record
UAAUAACAUGGAUGACAUCCACAACGUUCCUAACUAUAUAAUCAAGACAUAUGGGGACGCAGGCAGAAAAAGGUGUAUUAUUAAUCACGAGUUUGCAGUCCCAAAUUCCUACAAAUCCGUCACGGCCUUGUCUUUUGCCAUCGAUGGAGAAUUCGUCGCUGUGGGCUAUGAAUGUGGAGACAUCCAGUUGAUUCACGCGGACUCAGGAGUGGUGGUUUGGGCUGUAAAAGGAGACAGUUUAGCCAUAGAGUUUAUUCAAUUCUCGCCACAUAUUACUGCAAUAUUUACUUGCAAUGAGAUAGGAAAGGCUUAUUUACGCAGGUUAGAUAACUUGGCAACGUUCAGGUUCGGAGACUUACAGGCGAAAAUUAGUUGUUUCGAUUUGGACAAGACUGGUUCCACCAUUAUUUUUGGAGAAAAAAGUGGUGCCAUUCGCAUAAUGGAUUUAAAUAACGCAAAGCAAAGGCAGCUCUACAAAUGUAAAUCACUUAACUCCAAUUACCACAAAAUGCCAGUAUCUACAGUCAAAUCUGUUCCUCGUUCACCCACAAUAUUUUUGUCAGCUGCUCAAGAUUCCCAAGUGAAGAUAUGGGAUAUACGUACCAAGGAGGCGAUUGUUGGCACCAUCCGUGGGCCAUACAUAAUAAAAAAUGGUCUUGACAUUCAUAAUUACCAUGUACUAACAGGCUCAUACAGAUUAAAUGACAGCAUACAAUUAUGGGAUAUGCGCAGAAUACAGCCUGAAAAAACUUUGAAUCCCUUGAACAAACCAGAUUUCAGAUAUGGCCAGUACAUAAAGUGUUGCCAAUACCUUAAAAGAUUCAAAUCUCCCCUGAUUGUUUACGGUGAUAAUGUUUUAAACAAAUUGAACAUUUUGGACAUUUUUUCCAAUAAAGUCUUGGAAAGCUUCGAAACCUACAAGCCCAUAAAAAUUAAAGCUGUCGCCACAUAUAAAACACAAGUUGCUUUCGGUGGUUCCAAGGAGUUAGUCAUUGGAGGAUAUUAUUUCAGAAUUUAGUAGAUAAACUGCGCAACUAAAAUAAUUAUCUUUGAUUAUACUCUAUAUAGAAUUAGUUAGGUUAAUUAAAUAUAGUUACUAAAAUUGUUAGUGGGAGAAAAACUUUCCGAAUAGACAUAUUUGAAAUGUAAAUGCUGGUAUUAACUCAUAAAAAUGAAAUCAUUUGAAAAAAUCUUGCAAAAAAUCAUUCCAAAAAACUUUUUCUCAUUCCAUGAAAAUGUAUUAACUUUUCAGGGCCUGCUGAGUCCUAAACAUCCUUGCCUUCGGAUAUUGUAUUUGAUUUGGAGCAUCCCUCACAACAUUUUCACGACAGUGUAUUUAAUAUCUGUUGAAAUUAUAAUGGCAUAUCAACAUUACGAAACAAAUAGGACGAAAGCUAUGGUAACAAUUGCAGUAAUUUUUCUGCAUAUGGUUUGCAGUAAAAGGAUAUUCAUUUGGCAUUUUUUCCUGAAGAAAAAGUAUAACAGGAUUAUUAAUAUAUUGAAAAGAGAUGUUGACUUUUUGAUAUUUAAUGUGAAUGAUGUUGACUUAACGUUGGAUAAACCUCCCGUAGGGUUCUCAUACGAGUGUAUUAAAGAAUAUUGGCAACGAAAGACGAGAUUCUAUAGAAAAUUGGACAAAUAUAAUAGAAGGAACGAAAUCGAGGACUUCAAAAUUAGAAAUGAUUUACAUGUAAAAUUUCAAUGCUUAUGUAUUCAACUUACAUUUUUCAUGGCUGUUUUUCUGGUUAUAUUUAAUGCUUACUUAAUUAAACAGCCACGUUAUUACAAAUUCAACCCAAAACUGAACGUAACUUCAUUGUACAGUGGUUACCCUUUUGAAACUUAUUUUCCUUUCGAUACGUCCAUAACCGAUGGAUAUUAUCUCAUGGGACAAUUAUAUCAAAUUUACAUGUACAUUGGAUGCGUUGAAACUUUCUUAAUUUUAGACACGAGUGCUUGGAUGUACAUGUGGAUGCUCAAGGGUCAACUUACAACAGUCAGGUUUGCCUUACGGAAAUUAGAUUGUGAUAUAAAAGUCAAAGGCAAAAAAGCUUCGUUGCUGAUCGUGGAAAUGCGCAUGAUCAAAUGCAUCGAAGAAGUUAAAUUUAUCAUAAAGGGUGUACAAAUUCUGGAGCAGCUGUACAACGUCCAGUUAGCAAUACAAUACGGAAUGUGUGUGUUGAUCAUAUGUUUUACCAUGUAUGCCGUCCAAUUAAUUACAUCAGUCGGUGAGCUUUCGUACCUGUUUUCCAUCCUGGUAUUAAUAUUGUUUGAGCCGCUCUUCAUAAGCUGGAUUAGUCAGUCGCUAACAGAGGAGAUCUAUGACUUUCAGUGUAUUUAAUAUUGGUGACAUAGAUUUCUUUAACAAUUUGCCUACGAGAAGCCCAAAGUCAAUGGAUUACGUGGAGCUUCAAAAUACAUGGCAAGGUUUGGGGCAACACAUAGAGAAGGACUGCAAAUACAAAACAAGAAAUGAAAUAGACGAAUUCGAGGCAAAACAGGAGCUGUCCACGAGAUUUUUCUCAUUCUAUGUACAAAUACUAUAUUACACGGGUGUGAUUACGUUCUUUUAUGGUGCUUUCAGUCAAAAACCAGAAAUUUCAUACAAAUACAAUCCUAUAUUAAAUAAAACAUUAGCCUACGAAAAACUGCCUUUUGAAACCUAUUUUCCUUUCGACACCUCGUUAUCUGAUGGUUAUCCGCGUUUGGGAAAAGCUCUCCAACUUUACACGUUUCUUUCUUGUGCAGGAUCAUUUUUAUUAAUUGAUAAUUAUGGAUACAAUUUAAUAAAUCAUCUAAAAUGCAAAGUUAAGGUCAUCAAGUUUGCAUUAACAAAGAUAGAUCACAAUAUUGAAGUUACUGAUAUAAAAUCUUCAAGAUUAAUUAAAGAAAUUCGACUUGUUAAAUGUAUA